AUGAAAGUUAUCUUAGUCGCUGUCUUUGUCCUUGCUGUGGGUGUGGUGUCCGCCAUCCCUUUUGAUGUGUCCAGUCAGUUCCAGAAACAGGACGGUUACGGCGGAUACGCCUAUGGCUACCACGAGCCAAACUCCAAGAAACACGAGCACAAGAGUCCCGACGGCCAUCUCCACGGCGAGUACUCCUACAUUGAUGGGCAUGGCGAAAUCCAGCACGUGAAGUACGUCGCUGGGCCACACAGUGGCUUCAACGUGGUCGCCGCGACGAAUCUGCCCAAGGGCCCCGAGGCCGGAAUCGCGGCUCCCAUCGCAGCUGCCUCGGAUUUCAUCUACCACGGACCCCAUGCUCACAUUGUGAUUGGCAAGGAUGGUGUGCCAAUUGACACGCCCGAAGUCCAGAUUGCCCGGAAGAAGCACCUGCACGCCCUCGCGGAAGCCAAGGCCGCAACAGGAGGAGGCUUCGAGCACGGAUUCGGCGGAGACUUCUACUAG
This is a messenger RNA of Phlebotomus argentipes, 492 nucleotides long. Its product is annotated as cuticle protein 7-like. Gene Ontology annotation, molecular function: structural constituent of chitin-based larval cuticle. The coding region runs from base 1 to 492 and encodes 163 amino acids. The transcript has 2 exons. The record is from RefSeq and is a predicted model, not a curated record. NCBI's taxonomy places the organism in Eukaryota, Metazoa, Arthropoda, Insecta, Diptera, Psychodidae. Gene Ontology annotation, cellular component: chitin-based extracellular matrix.